Messenger RNA from Populus euphratica (Euphrates poplar), 2034 nucleotides. RefSeq lists its product as uncharacterized. Bases 378 to 1181 code for a protein of 267 amino acids. The transcript has 2 exons. NCBI's taxonomy places the organism in Eukaryota, Viridiplantae, Streptophyta, Magnoliopsida, Malpighiales, Salicaceae. The record is from RefSeq and is a predicted model, not a curated record.
UAGAGGAUUAUCAAGUACGAUAUCAGGGUGGAGGGGUUCGGCUCACUGGUUGAAGAUGGAAAUAUAAUAACCUCAACUUGUACACUUCAAUACAUCAAUGAUAUGUCCUCACACUAAUUAAUUCCAUGAAGCAAGAUUCUGUAUCUAAAAACAGGGUUUAAUUGCGCUAUAAAAUAAAUGGAUUUCACUUUCGUCUUGUCUCGAGUAUCCUCUUAUGAAUUGGAAGGCCUUUAAAUAGCUAGCCGUUCCCCACUCUCCUCCAUUGCUCAAUAACACGUUAAUUCAACAGCUUUAAUCGCUGUAUCCUCCUUUCAUUUUGUUUCAGUUCAGGACAGGGAGAUGGCGAGAAUGAGCAUGCCAUCAUUCUAAGGCCUCAAAUGUUACGACACCCCAGUCACAUUCAUCCUCUUUUCGAGUUCCACCUACCCAUUGGGGGUGAAUUCAUAUGCGAUGGUUGCAGGACCUGUGGUUACAAGAAGAGCUACAGGUGCAGCUUUUGCAAUUUUGAUCUUCAUGAAUAUUGCGCCACUUGUCCCAUAAAGCUCCGAUCUGGCUUGCACGUGCAUGAGUUAACACUUGUCAACCUUGUUGGCACCCGCAAGGUGUGUGACAUAUGUGAAGAGCGUGUUGACGGGCUCUUCUAUACAUGUAGCUCUUGUGACUUCAACGUGCAUCCAGUUUGCACACAAAUUCCGACGAAGUUGCAGCACGGCCACCGCCCUAACCAUUCCGUGACACUUCGGCAGCCAAGGAUGUCCAGUUGGUGCGUGGUUUGUUGGGAUGCUUGCACAUCAUGGCGUUACGGGUGUGAUAUUUGCCAAGUGGAUGUGCACUUGGCCUGCGUUUAUGAGCCAUUUUGUUAUGAGCUCGAGACCCCACCUCGAUCUCGGUCCAUGGAGGCAAAUAUGGGUUCACCGCAAUUCGAGGCAUGUCUCGCGAGCCCAUCUUCCUCUCGCUCCACCAGAGCGAACAUGGGCCCACGACUGCUUAUGGGCGGUUUCCCUGGUUUUCCUAUGAUGGUUCCUAACCAAGGGCAAAUGGGCCAUCUUGCCGCCCACAAUGGCAAUCAAGGUCGUAGGAGGAAAAUUGUCUCCGUUGUGGCCAAGUUAGCUGCUAAUGUGCUGCUUGGUUCUGUGAUUGGUGUGACGCCAUUUUCAAUAGAAGACCUUUGGGGAUCUUAGUCCUCAGAUCCUACAUUUCAUGCUCAUGCAAUCUCUUUUUAUAGAUCUGGCAUGGGAAGCGCGCUCACGAAAAGAGCAUCCGCCACGCAGUUCUUCAUUCUCCACACGGCGGACGAAUGGAAUAAACCAAAGUAUUUUACGAGCCUCUUCAUCAAUGGUUAUGAUGGUGUAACAACUUGAUGGUUUUCUCAACCCAAAAGAAAAAAGGUGAAAUCCCAAUAACACAUGUAUUGAUUUUGUAAUGACGGUUAUGAUUUGAGGUCUACUUUGCCUCUUUUUUUUUUCCCAACUCAAGUACAUCUGGUUUGCUGUAAUCAUGUAAGUUUCCAAGAAAUCAAUGGGAUUGCAUUUAUAUUUUCAUUUACCAGGUUUACGUUUGCUUUCAAUUCUUACCAAUGGCCGCUUUGAAUGUUUGGUUUUCCCAUGGCAGAUACCUCGUUCCUCCAGUCAUCCUCCAUUCUUCCUUGAAAGUUUCUCAAGGACUUAUUUUUUUGGGCCUUCUAACCGGAACAAUUCAAACGUUAAUGCGGGAUAAUAAUUUAAAAAGCGGAUCUAUAUAUUAUCAGAUGAGCCAAUACCUCAGUAACCUUCUUGGGGAAUUGGUUAGAUGCUUUUCUUUUUCCUUUUCCUUUUCCUUCCUUCUUUCUUUUCAAGUCUCUGCUGAUUAAUUAACAGACACGCAAAUCAUAGGUAUACAAUCCACACAUCAAACCUGAUAUAUAUUGCCUGAAGAGGAUUAAUCCUCAAUUAAACAUACACAAUGUAACAAGAACCCUUUUAUUUUAAGGCCGGGGGGGUAUUGAUAACAAGGGAAACCAUAGGGAAAUACAUAUUUAACAAAAAAAAAAAAAAA